Candida tropicalis MYA-3404 is the source of this 642-nucleotide messenger RNA. RefSeq lists its product as uncharacterized. The transcript has a single exon. Lineage: Eukaryota; Fungi; Ascomycota; Pichiomycetes; Serinales; Debaryomycetaceae. The record is from RefSeq and is a predicted model, not a curated record. The coding region runs from base 1 to 642 and encodes 213 amino acids.
AUGCAAUCUACAAGUAGUGAUAAACCAAGAGCAGUUGGAAUUACUCCUAAACAUAAUCUAGUUGAUUUAGAUCAUAUAAUUGAAACUCAAAAUGUUUCAUUUCCAAGUGUAAUUAAUUUACCUAAUGAUAUUCAUGAUUCAAAUCCAAUCGAAGUUUAUAAAUCUUAUAUUCAUUUAAGAUUACAAGAAUAUAUUAGUGAUUUAACUUCAAGAUUAAUGACUGUUUACACUGAUGAUAGUGAAACUACAUUUAUUCAACAAAAUAAAUUUGUUAAUUGGUUAGCUGAUCAAUCAAUUCAUUUCAAAGAUAUUGAUUCUUGGAUACCAGAAGAUUUAUAUCGUUCAAUAAUAACUAAAAGUCAUGAUGGUAAAUUAGUAUUUCCAAAUAACAAAAUUAAAAAACAAAUUAUGGAAUAUGUUGAUAAUUCUUAUGAUAUAAAAUAUGUUAAAUAUUGGGCUGAUUUCAUGGAAAAUUAUGAAAUUGAAAAUACAAAUAUAAAUGAUAAACAUUAUAUUCAAAGUUUCAGAAAUAGAUUGGAAAAAAAAUUUGAAAAAAAAUUAAAUACUGAUAAAUUUUCAAUUUAUGUUUAUACUUUAGCUUUGAAUCUUUGGAUUGAUGAAUUUAAACGUAAUUGUCUUUAA